Molecule: messenger RNA, 1365 nt
Organism: Drosophila kikkawai
Lineage: Eukaryota; Metazoa; Arthropoda; Insecta; Diptera; Drosophilidae
Product: transmembrane protein 53
Source: RefSeq, a predicted model, not a curated record
UGCCUUCAACUGCAGCAGGAGCAUUUCUGGGCUGAUUGAAAAAUCAAUCGUUUGAAAUAAGUCUCCUUAGAAACACAGCGAUAUACGUUGACAUUUGUAAUUGUAAACCGUCUGAGGUGGUUAUAAAAUACAAAAAGACAGUAUCAGUUGCCCAAUUGUGGCACACACCAGCUCUGUAGGACUAUUUGAAUGUCGAGAUGCCAUCUCCGUCAUCGCAUCCGUAUGGCCUGACAGUGGACGAUAUAGCAAGUCAAUAUGGAGCAGCAACAGCCACUAUACACAACUCUGAAACCCGGCAGGGGACCGUCACACGAAGGCCCCCUCCGGAUCGGGAGGACGCCUUGGAGUACUUCAUUAAGUUUCCUAAGAGCUCUGUGCAGAACGACUUGGCGAACUCCAACGCCAACGGCGAAGAUAACGUACCAAUUGUAAUACUGCUAGGCUGGGCGGGCUGCAAGGAUCGAUAUUUAAUGAAGUAUUCAAAAAUUUAUGAGGAGAGAGGCCUAAUAACAGUGCGGUACACGGCGCCGGUGGACACAUUGUUUUGGAAACGCGCUGAAAUGGUACCUAUCGGGGAAAAAAUUCUUAAGCUCAUUCAGGACAUGAACUUCGAUGCCCAUCCCCUGAUUUUUCACAUAUUUUCCAAUGGCGGAGCCUACCUGUACCAACACAUAAACCUGGCCGUGAUCAAUCACAAGUCUCCUCUAGACGUGCGCGGUGUGAUUUUCGACUCGGCACCAGGCGAGCGUCGAAUGUUGGGCUUGUAUCGCGCUAUUAUAGCCAUAUAUGGACGGGAGAAGCGCUGCAACUGCCUUACUGCGCUGGCCAUAACACUAACGUUGAGCAUUAUGUGGUUUGUGGAGGAAUCCUUUGCGGCCUUCAAGAAUCUGUUCAUACACUCGUCUGCGAUCCAUCCCAGUCCGUUCUGCGAGCUGAAAAACGAGAGCAACAAGUUCCCGCAGAUGUUUUUGUAUUCUAAGGGCGACGACGUUAUCCCGUACCGAGAUGUGGAAAAGUUUAUCCGUCUUAGGCGCGACCGAGGAAUCGAGGUAUCAGCGGUGUGCUUUGAAGAUGCAGAACACGUUAAGAUAUACACCAAGUAUCCAAAACAAUACGUUCAGUGCGUCUGUAACUUUAUUAAGAACUGUAUGGGCAUACCUUAUUCUCUGAACAUGCUACCUGAUUGUAAGCCCAGCUUAUCGUCCUCAGGAAAGCAAAAUCGCUCAAAUUUAAAGUACGAUUAAAUGAAAAUAGCACACACUCUACGAACAAAAAGGUAAAGCCUCAAGCAAUGUCACUAUUGAAAUUUUCAAACGCUUUAUUGUAGAAUAUAAUUUAAGAGCUGUUCCAAUAAACAAAUAUAUA